Molecule: messenger RNA, 2367 nt
Organism: Populus nigra (black poplar)
Lineage: Eukaryota; Viridiplantae; Streptophyta; Magnoliopsida; Malpighiales; Salicaceae
Product: protein ACCELERATED CELL DEATH 6-like
Exons: 7
Coding region: 176-2236 (686 amino acids)
Cellular component (GO): plasma membrane
Molecular function (GO): protein phosphatase 1 binding; protein phosphatase regulator activity
Source: RefSeq, a predicted model, not a curated record
UACUUUACUGGCUCAUAUUCAUUGAAACUAAUAAUACUCUAAUCACCUGUUAGAGAACAAGAGAUGCUGCUUUAACCAUGGCCAAGGCUGCUCUCUCCUUCUGGUCUAUUUAAAUUAGAAGUCCAGCUGUCUGAUAUGUAUAGCUGAUUCAACCAACACCAUAUUUUCUUUUGCCAUGUCUAGCGUAGCAAUAAACAUCCCGGGAGAUCACAUGGCAAAUGCAAUGAUAGAUAGUCAGUUAUAUGAGUGUGUGACGCAAGACAAUAUUGAUCAGGAAUUUAAAAGCCGUGUCGAUCAACAUUUAACAGAGAAGCCAGUGACACCCUGCGGGAAUACACUACUUCACGUAGCUGUAAGCUAUGGAAGUGACAAUAUUACAUCUUAUCUGGUUAAAGAGUUUCCUUCUCUAAUCACCAUGGCAAACAGCCAGAACGACACAGUCCUUCAUCUUGCUGCCAGAGAAGGAAAGGCCAGUCAUACAAUUAAAUCUCUUGUGGAAUCGAAUCCUAGCUUGAUGAGGAAGACAAAUACAAAGGGAAACACUCCUUUGCAUGAUGCAGUGAUCACCGAUAACAAAGAAUUUGCCGAACUCCUAGUUUCCAGAGAUCCAGAAGUGGCCUAUUACAACAACAAUAAUGGCAAGUCUCCUUUAUAUCUGGCUGUUGAGAAUGGCAAUAAGAACGGGAUACUUGAUGAUCUCUUGAAAUUGGGAGCUUCAAUUCCUAAAAAUAGAAAAGACGGUGAUUCCCCACCAGAAGGAAAGUCCCCUGUUCAUGCUGCCAUCAAGCAACGUAACAGAGAUAUUUUGGAGAAAAUUGAAAAGGAAAGGCCAGAGCUAUUACGUCUCGCCGUGGAAGAGUUGGGAAAUUCACUGCAUUAUGCAUCAUCCAUAGGUUUUCCGGAAGGAGUUCGAUUCCUAUUAACGAAGUUUCACGAUGGUGCUUAUGAAAAAAACCUUGAAGGCGACUAUCCUAUCCAUCUAGCAUGCAAAAGUCGCUCUGCUGAUGCAGUGAAGGAAUUUCUUGCUAAAUUCCCAUAUCCAAAAGAAUUCCUCAAUAAGAAAGGGCAGAACAUUCUUCAUGUAGCGGCCAAAUAUGGAAAUGGCAGUGUGGUUAGGUACAUACUCAAACAGGACCAGAAGCUCGUCGCACCGCUGCUAAAUGCGAUAGAUGAGGAUGGAAACACACCUUUGCAUUUGGCAGCAAGUUAUGGCCGUUGCAUGGCUACAUUUCUUCUUGUGCGUGACAAUCGCGUUAAAAGUUUCAUUGUUAACAAUGAAAAUUGGACACCAUAUGAGUUGGCUGAAGAACUUUCCCAAAGAACUGAAGAGAUAUACAUAAAAACAGAUGAAAUGCGUGCCAAGGAACGAAAGGAGUUUGAUUCAAAGAACAGUACCCCUGCGCACGAGAUCAAGGGCAAAGAAGUUGAUUCAAAUAAGAUGGAUACAAAAGAGGCAUCACAAAAGGACGCAAUAAUGGGAAAAGAAGUUGAUACAAAUAAGAUGGAUAAAAAAGAGCCACCACCAAAGGACGAAAUAGUGGUUGGGUAUUUUCACUUGUUGAUAACAUUAUCGAUCUUAUUCAUCAAAGCAAGCCCUAAGAAAUCCCUCAAGGAGCUUUUCCCUGUUACUCGACUACCUAUGUCACGAGCAAGAGAGGAAACAAAGACCAUGAUAGGGAAUCUUCUAGUGGUAGCAGUGCUUGUUGCCGGCGUAACCUUUGCGGGUGUUAUACAAUUGCCACAAUUAAGGGAUGACAAGAACUCAAGUGAUCAUCGUCGUCAUGAGAAUCUUAACAGCACUACUUAUACUGCCUCCCAUUACAGCAGUUAUGAGAGUCUUCUGCAUCAUUAUUUGUUUUUCGAUGUGGGGGCUUUAUCUAUCUCUCUGAUGGCAGCUCUAUUCCUUCUUUUGCCAAGCGUUAAUCAUCCCAAAUUUCAAAUCUCUGCAGUUGGGUUUUCAAUUAUCAUGGUUUGUUUGGCUAUUUUCAUGAUGUUCGGGGCAUUCCUUUUUUCUGUGAAAAUAGCAUUAAUAGGAUACCAUGGCUGGUUGUUAACAAUCUUCAUUACAGGGGUGGCCGUUGUUUUUCCUUCGAUUAUUCUGCUAUUUGUCACCCAAGCUCUUCUAAAAGUGCCCUUGCAUUAUAUCUACUACGGCCUUUUUUUACUGCUUAUCUACAUUAGGGGCUGGUGGCAGCCUAAUAAACUCUCUGAUCUCAAGAGAAAGAACAAUCUUUAGUAAGGUCAGAGGUCGGGAUAUUGGGAUCGAUAACAUCUUGGAUUGUGUCUGUCUAGCGAUUGUGCAAGGUAAUAAUUUGAACUUGUAAUAAUUAACUCUUGAGUUUCCAAUUGAAUGUAUGCGCACUUUUU